Messenger RNA from Thrips palmi, 2142 nucleotides. Its product is annotated as CUB and sushi domain-containing protein 3-like. The record is from RefSeq and is a predicted model, not a curated record. The coding region runs from base 55 to 2016 and encodes 653 amino acids. Gene Ontology annotation, molecular function: chitin binding; protein binding. The transcript has 9 exons. Gene Ontology annotation, cellular component: extracellular region. Lineage: Eukaryota; Metazoa; Arthropoda; Insecta; Thysanoptera; Thripidae.
GUGUUGUUCCAUGGCAGAUGUCAGUCUACUUGCAAGGUUUCAUAGGAUGACACCAUGAGCAUCUCAGACAAUUUCAUCGUAGGGCUAGUUGCUCUGGCUUUGUGCCAGGCAGCACUUGCAGGAACGUGCGGAAAGAACUUCACGGCCCAAGAUGGAUCCAUCACCUCUCCGGGAUUCCCGCAACAAUAUGAAAACAAUGUGGAUUGUGAUUGGUAUAUCAGUCCGAACGUGACUUCUUUCUUCUAUAUUAGGUCGAUCAGUUUCAGCACAGAGGCAUGCUGCGACAAAGUGUCUGUUUCUGUCAUUCGUGCCAAUGGUUCUAACGUUGAAAACCAGUUGAUGGUAAGCGGAACCGGGCCGCUGCAGGGCAAUUUUUUCAUCGACACAGGUGACGUUGUUUACAUUCACUUUCACACCGAUGGUUCCAACGUGGCUUCAGGGUUCCGUCUUCUUUACUCAGCUGCAGCACUGUGCCCGGAAUCGUCAGACCAUUUCCAGUGCAACGAUGGUCUACUGUGCAUAUACCCAGCGUUCACCUGUGAUGGUGUGAACGACUGCUUUGACGGCUCUGACGAAUGGGGACCUUUGUGCCAAGACCAUGCGCCAUGUGGAGGAAACAUAACUACCCAAGAAGGUUACAUCACUUCGCCAGGGUGGCCAGCACAAUGUGGCCGGGGGUUGUCAUGUGAUUGGUUCAUCAGUCCAAACGUGGCCUCUAUGGUCUUCUUGCGAUCUCUCGUCUUUGACGUCGGGGAAAACGCCGAAUUGACUGUAUCCGUCAUCAGUGGAAGCACUUCAACUGAGGAAUUCAUGUCAGUGACUCAUGUGAACGAAGAAGUCUUCGGUGUUUUCCCCUUCGAGAGUGGUGACAAACUUCUUAUUCAUUUCAAUGCAGAUAAUUCGUCUCUGUCACAAGGAUUUCAACUUUAUUACAGUGCUAUAGUUGCAGAGAAUGUUUCCGUGGGCGAUUCCUUACAGGCGACCGUGGACUACCAGUUGUUUCAGGGGAAAGUUUCGGUAGCGGCGUGCAGUAGUGAUUCCUGUGAUGCGCUUCUUCUCAGUGGGCUGGGCCCCGAUAGAAGAUCCUUGGCUUAUGAGUCUUAUGCACAUUGCAAUAGUUUUGGGAAAGGCUGUAGUGAUGACAAUCUGGUCAACUUUAACUAUCCUUCGGGAUGGACAGCGUUUCAGGCGGGUUCUUUGCAGUUUUUUGUGUCCAUUCGUGAGGGAUUUCUUUCAGUAUUCUGGAAUGACCCCUCCACGGUUGCCGCGAGUCUGCCUAUGACUUCUGUGAGCGGGAAACAGCUUUUCAUUACGCCACUUGCAUCUAUAUCAUGGAUAAGUCGACAGACAACGGAGGGCCCGUCUCUCACCACGGCAAUGUUUCCAUCAACCACAUCGGCCAGUUCGACGUUAGCUCCAUUUACGACCACCAGCUCCCCGGUACCAGUUACUACAUCGCCAGCAGCUGCUUCAACCCCAGCACCUCCAACCACUAUCCUCACCACUACAGUGUCAUCUCCAACCACAGUCACCAAUCCCCAACCAGCUCCUACUACUACAACCCCACAAACUCCCACUACAGUGUGGGCCACAACCACACCGGCCGCGGGUUCCUCCAGGCCCACUGUUGGGCCCACCACGACGUCAACGGGCGGAACGACGGUGACGUCAGGCCCGCCGUCGUCCACCACAUCCGGUCGACCCACCAUCAGAACAACCGACCGACCACCAACUACCAACUCCAGGACCACUGUAAAUCCAUACUUCCCCACAACUCCGGUGCCGCCAUCCUCGUGGCCGCCACUACCUGCACCGCCUGCCUGCCCUGCGGACUUCCCUCUGCGCUACCGGUACCUCCUGAUUCCUGUCGCCAACCGCAGCGAGUUGUACGUCAUUUGCUUCGCAGGCUGGGGCCAGUCUAUGAAGUGUCCACACCCAUUAGCAUUCAGCUAUCAACAGCAGAAGUGUGUCUGGUCGUGGAACCCUAGUAUUGCUUCAGUGGCAAACGAAGUGUAGGUGAUUCACUGCAAGAUUUAUUGUUCUAGAGCGUUUCGGACCUUGUGGCCUAGGGUUUUUGAAAAUUAUUGAAACUAUAAGAAGUUAAUAAAGAACGCGUACAAAGCGUACCAGGUGGGCCAUGGA